AUGGCCUCCGAAGCUUGUCUGCAUUCAGGGGCGCCCCCCGCCCGUCUGUGGAUCCAAAGGCCUGGCAUCUACGAGGACGAGUCGGGGAGGAACUGGGUGACCGUAGUCGUGCGGUUCAGUCCAUCGCAAAGAGAAUGGGCCAGGCUCUCAAGCUCCCAGGGCAGCGCCUCCCAGAGCAGCACAUAUGAACCCAGCAUCACAGUGCACUUGUGGCAGAUGGCAGUGCACCGCCAAGAUCCGCUGUCCCCCAGCCAGAUGCCCUUCUCCCGGCUGCCCCCCGUGUGGCAGCUCUGCCCCGGGAACAAGUACCGAGCAUCGGAUUCCAGUUUCUGGGAAAUAGUGAACCACGGCCAGAUCGACUCCAUCGAGCAGCUGGUCCUAACAUAUGAACCAGAGAGGAAUCACUGA
Messenger RNA from Cebus imitator (Panamanian white-faced capuchin), 408 nucleotides. RefSeq names its product TCL1 family AKT coactivator B (gene TCL1B). The coding region runs from base 1 to 408 and encodes 135 amino acids. Gene Ontology annotation, molecular function: protein serine/threonine kinase activator activity. Gene Ontology annotation, biological process: positive regulation of peptidyl-serine phosphorylation. The record is from RefSeq and is a predicted model, not a curated record. The transcript is spliced from 3 exons. NCBI's taxonomy places the organism in Eukaryota, Metazoa, Chordata, Mammalia, Primates, Cebidae.